Kuraishia capsulata CBS 1993 is the source of this 1032-nucleotide messenger RNA. RefSeq lists its product as uncharacterized. NCBI's taxonomy places the organism in Eukaryota, Fungi, Ascomycota, Pichiomycetes, Pichiales, Pichiaceae. The transcript has a single exon. The record is from RefSeq and is a predicted model, not a curated record. The coding region runs from base 1 to 1032 and encodes 343 amino acids.
AUGACCGAAGUUAUUACCUCAUCAGUGUUUAACAUCGAACACUUGAAUAAAGUGACCGAGGAUGGAAGACCAAUCAUCAAACUUCCUAAUAGUGGCGACACUAGGGUUUUGAAAUUGAAUAAAGAGGAUUUGAUUGUUUCCGAGCCAGCAACCCCCGAGAAGAUUGAGGAGAAACUCAAACUCUAUGGUGGUUGUAUAGUCAGAAACUAUCUCCUGGAGGAAGACUGCGACCAAAUUCUUAAAGACGUCUCUCCCCGUUUAAAUUCGUUCUCAAAUUCAGGAGAUGCAAGUAAUUUCAUCUCUCCCACUACGCGCCGUGCAAGCGGAACUUGUUUGAGGUCCAGAACUGCUGCUGAGAAGAUGUUGAUCCACCCUUUGAAUCUAGCAGUUUCCAACAGGUUCCUGGGUAAAGAGAACGUUUUCAGAAUUGGAGAGGAAGCGGUUACCGGCUUUUCCAAGGCACAACACAACUCAUGUAUCACUUUUUCAAUUGGACCUGGCUCUAAGGACCAACCCUUGCACAGAGACGAUUAUUUGCAUCACAGUGUACGACCAUACCGGGAGAAAUACACAUUUGGAACAGAGACUGCUGUUGGUACCGCUGUGGCACUGAGAAGGACCACCAAGGCAAAUGGUGCCACCAGAUUCAUCCCUGGUUCUCACUUGUGGGAUCACUAUCGUCGUCCAAAUGAAGAGGACGUUUUCUAUGCUGAACUAGAAAAAGGCGAUUGUUUUUUUAUGCUGGCUUCCUGUUAUCACGGAGGUAGCGCAAACACCACCAAAGAUGAACAGAGAAUUGUCACUUUUCUGUUUAUGACACAGGGUACUCUCAGACAAGAGGAGAAUAUCUUCCUGGGAACCCCGAUUGAGUACUUCAAGUCUUUGUCUAUUCCAGCCCUUGCUGCUCUCGGUUUGCAAACCAGUCAGCCUUUCUGUGGAUGGCAUGAAAACGAAGACCCAAUUAGGUUUCUGCUCCCCGAGGCUGAUUAUGAGUUUACGCAGUUCAAAGAUGUUUACAUGGUUGAGGACUGA